This is a messenger RNA of Vittaforma corneae ATCC 50505, 1761 nucleotides long. RefSeq lists its product as uncharacterized. The transcript has a single exon. Gene Ontology annotation, cellular component: centrosome; cytoplasm; mitotic spindle. Lineage: Eukaryota; Fungi; Microsporidia; Nosematidae. Gene Ontology annotation, biological process: proteolysis; meiotic chromosome separation. The record is from RefSeq and is a predicted model, not a curated record. Gene Ontology annotation, molecular function: cysteine-type endopeptidase activity.
UUGGUGGUGACAAAAGCAUCCGAAAAUGAAAACAACCUCGACGUUGGUAGUAUGAAUGAUAGCACAAGAAGUACAUUUUAUUCAAUACAGUCUGGCACGCCACCUAUAGAAUCUACUGGAGUGCUAAGUUCUAUAUUUGCCAGAAUUUUGUCGGGAAAAAUUUUGAACGGGAACUUUGUAGUUGUCUGGAAUGAUUUUGGUGGGUACUCAAGACUAGAAGAUGUUUCGAAGAAGAUUGCUGGAAAUCUAAGACUAGCUAUAUCAAUGGUAAAUGAGGGUAGGCUGAGAGACGCACGGGCAGAGUUGCUGUCCUUGGUUGAAUCCUCUUCAGUGCAGGGGAAACUAAUCAUUUAUAACCAUCUGGCCUAUAUCCACUUUCUAUUUCUUGAAUUCCACGAAUCCAUCUUCUACCUGGACUUAUUUUUAGAAAUAGCAUGUGGCUAUGACUGGGAGUUUGGGUUUAACUGCAAACUGUUACUUGAAAGGCAUGCAGGGGUUCCAUCAUUGACGCCUUUUGUCACGGUGGAAUUUCCUUUAGACAAAGUAGAGCCCACCAUUGGUAAUAUUGGUGUUGAUGUAAUUUCUAGAAAUUUUGAAAAUAAGCUUUUGGUUAGACAAAUACUGUCUACAAGUUUCCAGAGAAUAUCACUGUAUAGCAAGGUGUACUGCACCAAGGAGUACCUUGCUCAAUUUUUUAAGACUUUUAGGAAACUAGUUCCUGGGUUUGCUAUUAUAUUUAUAUUUCAUCAUAACGACAAACUGUACAUAUACAAUGUGUUAAAGGCAGUAUCACUAGAUCAUCCAAGAGAAUGCAGUGAUGGCUGCUAUUUGAGUAUUUAUUGGAAAGAUGUGGUGGACGAGUUUGAAAAUGUUAUGGCUGAGAACCAGAAAGUGCUUUCAAUGAAUGCAGUCACAGCAGAGGACAAGAAGUACUGGUGGUCAACAAGAAUUAGGCUAGACCAGAGCUUGGGAGAGCUAAUAAGAAAGCUCAGGAGUAGAAUAAAUAACAAUAUUAACGAUUGCAAAGAAGGGGUGUCUGGAAUUGAGACAGAAGAUGGUAUUAAAAAUAAGAAAGAUGCUGCAAAUGAAGAAACAGAUGGAGAUAAUAGCAGCCGACUGCUGUUGAUCUUAGAGGAUUCUGUUGCUUUCUUUCCCUUUGAAGCAGUUUUUGACAAGCCAGCCAUGCGAAUCCUCACGCAAGACUUUUCUUUUCACACUAGUGUUUCUGAUAUUAAAUCAAUAUUCUAUUUGCUUGAUCCUGCAAACAACCUCCAAAAUACUCGAUCAACAAUUUUUGAAUAUUUAGACUCAAAAAAUUUUGAUAAAGAUUUUCUAAAAGGUGUUAUUGGAAGAUCCCUGGAUCCCGAAGAGAUGCGUCUGCUUUAUAAAAACGAGCUCUUCAUGUACUUUGGGCAUGGGACUGGAAAGAAGCAUUUUGACGUCCCCAGCAUCACGCCUAAAUUAUUGUUUCUGUUUGGCUGUAGCUCCUGCAAACUAAUUCAUAUUCAAAACUUUAAAUCAAAUGGAUUCUGUUUAAGACACCUUAAAAAGAAAAGAAUUUUACUGGGAAAUUUGUGGGAUGUGACUGAUAAGGAUUUGGAUAAGCUCACGCUGGCAUUUCUGGAGGAUUUCUUUGAAGGAAAGGAUGUUUUGGAGUCAAUUUUUGUGAAUAGAAAUGUAUGCAAGCUCAAGUUUCUGAACUCAGCAGCACUUGUGGUGUAUGGGAUUGUGCCCAGAAACUUUAAGAUCGAGUCCAAAUAA